Molecule: messenger RNA, 5717 nt
Organism: Phytophthora sojae
Lineage: Eukaryota; Oomycota; Peronosporomycetes; Peronosporales; Peronosporaceae
Exons: 1
Coding region: 1824-3272 (482 amino acids)
Biological process (GO): purine nucleobase biosynthetic process; purine nucleotide biosynthetic process
Cellular component (GO): cytoplasm
Molecular function (GO): amidophosphoribosyltransferase activity
Source: RefSeq, a predicted model, not a curated record
GACUUUAGGUGGUUGAACGCCGCCACGUUGCGGCUUCGAUCCGUCGCUAAAGCAUUCAAUUGAAUUUCUUCCGUGCUUUCCGGAACGUGAACACAGCACUCACCACUCAGCAAAAAGUAUACUUUGGUUACGCCAUCGUAAGCCGGGUGCAACCUUUCACCAGGUUCGAACACGUGAAGUUGUAGCUUUUGAGCAAGUUGAAGUAGAAUAUCAUGCGGCAGCUUUCGGAAGCAUUCGUAGCGAUGGAGAAACCGCUUCACUACUCGCAUGACAUGUUGGUCAGCUAGCAUCGCUGUAUCCAAUCGAAAGGGCGCUGUAGAAUGCAAAUCUGGCUUGUUGAAAAGGAGAUGAACAUCGCUCAGUAUUCUUGCUUCCGCCUCCACGUUAAACCGUGCGAUACGAAGAUAAUCCGCUUUCGUGACGAAGGCUAUCACUGCGUACCAAAAUCAACAAGUAAAAAUAAGACCCCAUAUUUUGCAGCAGCCAAAUGUACAGCGACCAAGAUUCUUACACGAGGUGGUUUGCGCCAGCACUGUCGUCUUCCGAAGAACUGCACCAGUAGUAGCAUCCUUUUUGAGUGUCGUGCCAAACCACAAAUAUGUUUUAGCAAAAAGGUAGGCAGUAUCCCAAUACCGUUCCCAGCGCAACUACCCACCUCGCCACAGUUCGAUCCUUGGUUGCACGUGCCGAUACACUUGCCCAACCUGUCGACACCUUCGCCACUCCUACUACCUUGAGGGUGAUCUCCAGCAUCUUCCUGCUUGGAAAACACCAACAAAGACCCCAAAACGACAAGAAAUCGUCCACUUGUAUCGUCAAUGGCAUCUCCUUGUCGAAACACCGCCUCCCCAUCAUGCACGACUCGGAAGUGCAAAACUCUGGCCAGUGCUGCAUGCAAACACGGCAUUUCCGGCCGUUAACACCUAAACCACCCAUUCCACCGCAACACCACAAAGUGUCCCACCGUCAGUGGAAGCCGAGGACAAGCCGGCGUUAAACCUGCUCCGCCGAAGGAGCUCUGCCUGGUGUGCCACACAACGUCAGCCCAAGCAAUUCAGCCACCCAACCACCACUUGAAACUCUCCGCACCAAUAGCUUGACGUCCACGUCUGAGCGGCAGUGGAACCUGUUGACAGCCAUUUCCACUCAGUAACUUUCCCUCUAAAAUAAUUAUUACCUAUUAUUUAUGCAACAAAUUAGUAAAAUAACCUACGGUUUAGAUACGAUCCUCCGCAGCAGAGCUCUCUUCUUGUCCGCGCAACAGCCGUCGACUUCGUACGGGAACGCGUCGCGGAACGAGGUGCAUGUGUGCGUGGGGGCGGCCGCCCGCCUCGAGCGCAGCAGCCGCAGCACGAGCGCCGCCGCUCGCAGCGUGCGCCACCGCCGGCUCGGGCUCAUAAGACGACUUCAACCUGGUUUUUGGGCCAAUCGCCGCGCAGGAUUUGCAGCACUCGUUUCGUUGGCUGAGCCGAACACGCAGAGCGGUUUCGCGGGGCAUACAAAGCGCAAGGUAUUUUCGUGGCAGCCACUCGCCCGGCCUCCGCACCCCUUUGUCAGUUGUCAGUUCACUCCGUCCGAGCGUCAAGCAGCGCUCGCUUAGCUCCAGCCUCAGCCUCAGCCCCCCCCCUCCCUCUUCAACCAUGUGCGGCAUUAUCGCGUUGAUGCUGGCCAACAAGUACGAGCACUGCAACCAGGGGCUCUACGAUGGACUCACGGUGCUGCAGCACCGCGGACAAGGUAACUAACUAGGCCACGUCAGGGGGGUUACUGCUGGGCUAACGGAUACUUGCCGCUUGUUGCGAAUUGCAGACGCUGCCGGCAUCAUGACCUGCGAGAAGAAGCGCCUGUUCCUGCGCAAGGACAACGGCCUCGUGCGCGACGUGUUCAAGCAGAACCACAUGCUCAACCUGCGCGGCAACAUGGGCAUCGGCCACUGCCGCUACCCGACGGCGGGCUCGAGCUCGAGCUCGGAGGCGCAACCCUUCUACACCAACUCGCCCUACGGCGUGGCGCUCGCGCACAACGGCAACCUCACCAACUCGCACGAGCUCGUGGACCAGCUGGCCAACACCAACUUCCGCCACGUCAACACGGACUCGGACUCGGAGCUGCUGCUCAACAUCCUGGCCGACGAGCUGCUCAAGCGCGUGGACCAGCCGCUGGACACGGAGAUGGUGCUGGACGCUGUUGCGGGCGUCUUCAAGCGCUGCCGCGGCGGCUACUCGGCCGUCGUGCUGAUCAACGGCUUCGGUAUCGUGGCCUUCCGCGACCCGCACGGCAUCCGCCCGCUGGUCUACGGCACGCGCAAGUCCCAGCACGGCACUGACUACGUCGUGGCCUCGGAGAGUGUGGCCAUCGACACGCUCGAGUUCAAGACGGAGCGCGACUUCGCCCCCGGUGAGGCCAUGGUCAUUAAGCAGCGCGGCGAGAUGACCACCCGCAAGUGCGUCCCCGACGCUAAGCUGUCUCCCUGCAUCUUCGAGCACGUAUACUUUGCUCGCCCGGACUCGUUCAUCGACGGCGUGUCGGUGUAUCAGGCGCGCCGCAACAUGGGUGCCAAGCUGGCGGAGAAGAUCCUGCGCGAGCGUCCGGACCACUGCAUUGACGUGGUUAUCCCGAUCCCUGACACAAGCCGCACGUCGGCUCUUGAGGCCUCGCAGCGCCUCAACAUUCCGUACCGCGAGGGCUUCGUCAAGAACCGCUACAUUGCGCGUACGUUCAUCAUGCCUGGCCAGGUUGCGCGUAAGAAGACUGUGCGCAUGAAAUUGAACGCCAUCCGCUCUGAGUUCGAGGGCAAGGUUGUGCUGCUUGUGGACGACUCCAUCGUGCGCGGCACGACCUCCCGCCAGAUUGUUCAGAUCGCUCGUGAGAACGGCGCCAAGGCUGUGUACUUCGCGUCGGCUGCGCCUGCCAUCCGCCACCCCAACGUGUACGGUAUCGAUAUGCCCACGACCGAGGAGCUCAUCGCCUUCAACAAGACCGAGGCCCAGGUCGCGAAGGAGAUUGGCUGCGAGUGGAUGAUCUACCAGGACCUGAAGGACCUGGAGGACUGCGUGCGGCAGGAGAACUCGGCGCUGGAGAACUUCGAUUCGUCGUGCUUCAACGGCCAGUACGUCACGGGCGACGUCAACCAGGCUUACUUCGAGCGGUUGCACGCUGAGCGUUGUGACGCGCGCAUGCAGGCCAAGAACAUGGGAUUCACGCCGUUCAACCGCACCAUCUCGACCCCGCAGUCUGACGAGAGCAUCGACAUGUACAACGCGCCGCAGUAAACUGGGGAGUUUAUCUGGUAACGGCAAAGCUGAACGAGGGAACCAGUCCAAUUACAAUGAACCCCUUGCGGGCGAAUGGGCCCCGUGGUAGGGGCCGAGGAAAUGUUCCGGAUCGCCAUGCUUGCUUGGCUUCCUCAUCUCUCCGGGGCGUACUUUAUCAUGGUGGGGUCUUCGGGCCUUUUCCUCUGUAGAAUCUACAUAGAGCAGAAAUGAACUCAGUUUCUUUCCAAACGCUCCCAUUACACCAUGACCCGCAGGAAGUGUGCUCUGUAAAAUCACGAAUCAAACGAACAAAUAGAACUUUCGUGAUGAAAUGCUGCCGCAUGCUGCUCAGCAUCCCCCACACUCUGAAAUUUGCUAAUUGUAUGUUGGGCAGGAAAUGCUGCCCAUGAUCCAUGCUACUUCAUCUACUGGAAUGGCACGCUGUUCUGCGCGAAAUAUGACUGCAGUGCCGUCAGCGUCGCAGGUGUCGGCAGUUUUGUCUGAGCAUACGCCAAAUGCUGAAAACACAACAAAAUAAUCGUCAGAGAUGAUACAUCCCCACCCCAGCGCAUUGAAUGAGCAAAAAAACAACUUACCACGCCAGGCUUAGAGGCCGACAACUUCGCAAUUGACUCGGCAAGGUAGCGCGUUGGCACCGGGUACUCCUGUAGGUGGUCAAGCGGCACCACAGACGCGAAGAAAAGCUUUGCGUAACCAGCUUCGUAUCCCGUCUGUUCCAGUUCCAGCAGCGCUUCAUCCUCGUCCUUGACUGCAGCACCGCUUUCUCCAGCUUCCUCGAGAACCUUUACCACUGCGGCCAACAUUUCUGUCCACAGAUCCAGGUCCGCCACACAAAGCUCCGUUUCACACAUCAAGCGCGUCAGGCCAAUAACACAGGCCUUUCGCUCAGCAGGGGUACGACCGCGAGCGUUGCACGUCAGCCAGACAGACUUGAUAAACAUGGUCGACAUUCCCUUCUGAAGAGCUUCCAGAGAUGCCAAAAAUGUGUCUGGGCCCAGCUUUCCGAUCAGCACAGAGACCGUGUAGAUCAGUUCCUUCGUGUAUCCCACAGAGUUGCGGCCAGCCAUACGAGUCUGCAACCGAAUCAUGAGGAUUUUGACGAUUUCGUUCAGGAAGUUCGCGUACGCUUCACGGGCCAUGAACGCGAAAAGACCGCGGAGCAACGAAAAAGCGUUCGCUUCAGUAGACCUGGACGAAAUGAGCUUCUGGAAAACACCAAGAAUUCCCUGCACCGACUGAGCAACAUCAUUCGGGGCCUUGCGCAUGUACGCCUCAAUGAGCUUCACAAUAGCCGGAACGUUGCUUACACGCUCCCACAGCGUAGGGUUCAGUAGCACCGGGAACAUACUCUUGUACGCAUCGGAGACGCCGCUCGGUCGGAGUUCGAGCAUCUGUGCCAGCACCUGAUACACGUAAGGCGACAGUGCAUCGACGUCGUUUGUCAGCACCUUCUGGAACGGCGGGAAGAGCAGUUCCUCGAAACGCUCCGUCGCGGCUGGGUUGGUUUUGCAGACGUUCAGGAUCAUGACGGACAGCGACUCGAAAAGGUAGUGGCUGAACGACGGGUUGCUGGGGUUGGCGCAGAUACGGUUCAGGAUACUGGUGAGCUUGUUCACAGCCAUAUCUGUAAGCGGCAAAAUGUCCUCCUUGGCCACGUUCAUCACCCGCAUAAUCACCUUCAUGAGGUAGUCGUUUUCCGGGUAGUUGGGCUGCUCAAGGAUGUUAAAUACGUGCUCCAGCAGCUUGCCUAGGUACGGGGCAAGACGCUCCUUCGAGAAUCUCAGCGAGCCGGACGGGUCCUUCACGGUAAGAAGGCGCUCGAGGCAAGCAGCAGCGUAGGUGUGCACCACAAACUGCGACGGGUCCAUGCAGUUCAUCAACAGAGGGAAGAGCUGGUCCAUGACUUCCACCGGCAUCUGACUACGGAAUGUCGAGACAAACUUGAUGGCAUCGGCCUUCAAGAUGAGCGAUGCCUGAUUGGGAGUCGACAGUUCUGGAAGCACCUCCGCCAUGAAAAAGUCCAUCAGCGGCACCCGGCUGUUCACCUCAGAUACACCACGCAGGCGCGACUGCUUCAUCGCGGAAAUAGCAAUCACCAGGUUGAUCGACACGUCUUUCAUCGCCCAAUUCCGAGCCGGGUCGGCCUUGUACUGCUGGAGGUGGGUUUGGAUCGUACUCAUACAGAUUUGCGUCACAGCCUCGUCAAAGUUGCCAAGCAGGCCACGCACCAAGUCGCGCGCGGCGCUGCGGCGGCUGUCACCGUCAGAGCCCUCAAUAUCGCGGCGGAUGUAGUCCAUUGGGUUGUCCUCGAAUAGCUCCUCAUCCGACGACCGCAGCUGCAGGUUCUUGACCACGAUUCCGCACAGCUCCGAGAGCACCUGCGGCGACUCAAACAGCGCGCGGUGGAACGAACGCGAGGCCACCGACGUCAGGAACUUCAUG